Cucumis sativus (cucumber) is the source of this 1470-nucleotide messenger RNA. RefSeq names its product putative two-component response regulator ARR21. Gene Ontology annotation, cellular component: nucleus. The record is from RefSeq and is a predicted model, not a curated record. The coding region runs from base 1 to 1470 and encodes 489 amino acids. Gene Ontology annotation, molecular function: DNA binding; DNA-binding transcription factor activity. Gene Ontology annotation, biological process: regulation of DNA-templated transcription; phosphorelay signal transduction system. NCBI's taxonomy places the organism in Eukaryota, Viridiplantae, Streptophyta, Magnoliopsida, Cucurbitales, Cucurbitaceae. The transcript has 8 exons.
AUGGAUUGUCAGCAAGAAGUUGAAGCUUCCAAUAACAUAAUUGCAAUUCCUGAUCCUCUCACCAUUCAUGUUAUGGUUGUUGAUGAUGAUGCUAUUUCUCUUGCUGUCCUCUCAAACUUGCUCAAAACUUUGAACUAUCAAGUUGCUUCAUUUGUCGACCCGGUUCAAGCUUUGUCCACGCUUCGGGCGGGAAAACAAUCUUUUGAUCUCAUUGUGACAGCUCUCCAUAUGUCAAAGAUGAAUGGUUUGGAGUUAACAAAGAGAGUAAAUGAUGAAUUCAAGCUUCCUGUGAUUAGCAAGCUUCAAGCAUUUGAAACGCACUCGGUCUCAGGUUCAAAUGAAGUAAUAUCGUCAGAAAGGAAGAAGAAGAAGAGUUCAAUAGAAAAGGAUCAAGAGAAAUCAAAUGGUAAAAAGGAAGUGAAGUCUACAAGAAAAAAACCAAAGGUGGUUUGGACAGAUUUCCUUCAAUAUAGAUUCUUGCAAGCUGUUCAUUUCAUUGGCUUGGACAGAGCUGUUCCAAAGAAAAUCCUUGAAGUCAUGAAUGUGCCUGGUUUGACAAGGGAAAAUGUUGCUAGUCAUUUGCAGAAAUAUAGAAUCUUCCUUAGAAAAGUUUCAGAAAGAUGCAUGAUUGCACCAACCAAGACAACUGAAGAAAUCCUGUGGUCAAAAUUCCUCUCCCAACAUGCUUCAUUCAUGUUACAAAAUGUCCAACAAAAAGGAAACUCCCAUCUCAAUCCUUCUCAAAACCCUAAUAUCCAUCCUUUAAUUCCUAUCCAUCAAACUUGUUCAUUAAACCCUAACAAUGGCGACGGUCACUCCAAGCGUAAACCAUCGAGUUUCGAGGCAUACCACUUGCCCUACUACGGUCUAGGGAACCCAACAAGUUUUAUGACCAACUUCACCGGUUGUCCAUUGCCAAUAACGAACCAAAAUUACAAUGCUCAAGCUUUCAACCACAGUGGUGCUCAGUUCCCAAAUUUGAAUCACCUUGAGGAUCCUUCUUAUCUAGGUUGUUCAAGCUUCUGUGGCUAUAACAACUACAACAAGUUCCCGGUCGGCUUUGGCGAGGGAGUUCCGAUGGCAACUCAGAUGGGGAUUCCUUCAAAUGGAUUUGAUGGAAAUGGUGAGUUUGGUCAAUAUGGUAUUGGAUUUGGUGGGAGUCAUAACAGUUACAAUUGGGGGUUGAUGUGUAAUAAUAAUGGUGUCAACUUUGGUGGGGAUUCUCAAAUCACAAUGAGGCAUUCAAGUCAUCCUCUUGGUAAUAAGAACCCUGUUGAUAAUUCAAUAUUCCAUCAACAACAGCAGCAACCUAAUGGAGGUUUCAUGAAAGACCAAAGCCAGCAGUUGUGCAACAUAGUGUCCACAGCAGCUGAAGAAACUCCAACAACUGAUCCUUUAUCCAUUGAUGAACAGGUUUUGGACGAAUUCAUGGCAUCGUUGCUAAAAAAUGAUAGCCCUGCACAAGGCUAA